AUACAGCACACGACGAGGUAAACAACAUUUGGCAUUCACCACCGCCAGACACGGUGCUCAUCAGCAGUUAGUCGUCAUCCUUACCUGUCGAUGCUCCCCCAAAUUCCGUUUUCUCCAUCUCGUCUUUCUUGAAGACGGCUUUUGAUGGAUCCCACUCUUUCAAAGUUUCCGAUUCUCUCUUACAUCUGCUCCCAACAAGACCCCUACAAUUACCCAUCGCUCCCUCGCGACAUCUCCAUCGACUUAUUCACCCGUUUCCCCCGUCUAUACGACCCGGCAAUCCUUUCUUCACUUUCCCAAUCCAUCCCUUCCACCGUCACCCAAACCCACUCCCUCCUACGCUCCCUUGGGCCCCGACCCGACCCAUCUGCAGUCUCCGCUGCCCGUUCCAAGAUUAUCCAGAUUCAAGAAACCCAAUCUUCCUCACAGGAGGCCGAGAUAUUUAAGUCCGUGAUCAGGUUGGAAGCGUUGCACGAGGAUUACGAGAGACAGUUGACCGAGUUGGAGGAGAAUUUGGGUCGUCUCUACCGUUCAGCUGUGGAACAAAUGAGAGGUGAAAUUGAAGUGAAUGAGGAGGUCGUGAGGAUUCUGGAAGAAGCUGAAACUGGGGUCGUUGAAAGAGUUGAGCUCUCUGGAAGGGGGCUGAGGCUUUUGCCUGAGGCCUUUGGUAAACUUCAUGGAUUGGUUCAUCUCAAUCUUUCCAGCAACCAGAUAGAGGUCAUUCCUGAUUCAAUAGGAGGUCUAAAGAAACUUGAGGAGCUUGAUGCAUCCUCCAACCAAUUGCAAUAUCUGCCUGACUCCAUUGGUUUGUUGCUUAAUCUGAGGAUCCUCAAUGUCUCGGGAAACAAGCUAAAUGCUCUCCCUGAAAGCAUAGCUCGAUGCAGGUAUCACGGGUGUUUUUUCUUUUUCCACUCUUGUGCUGGUUUUGUUCUCCACUUAUUGCUUUUGUGUGAAUUAAACCCGAAACCAUUACGAUGAAAAAGAACUGUAAAUUCUAUCUAAACAUCUGUAUUCCUACCACAGACAGAUCUUAUGUUUCUCUGUGAUAGAAGUUCAGCCUUUCAUUGAAAGAAUUUGGGUCCUGUUGCAUCUACAUAACAACAAGUUCAUGGAAAAUUU
Hibiscus syriacus is the source of this 1119-nucleotide messenger RNA. Its product is annotated as plant intracellular Ras-group-related LRR protein 3-like. Gene Ontology annotation, molecular function: protein binding. NCBI's taxonomy places the organism in Eukaryota, Viridiplantae, Streptophyta, Magnoliopsida, Malvales, Malvaceae. The record is from RefSeq and is a predicted model, not a curated record. The transcript is spliced from 4 exons. The coding region runs from base 145 to 978 and encodes 277 amino acids.